UUUCUGACCCCUCUAAUUCAUCAAGCCAUGCUUGCCGCCGUUCUGCUGCUCGCUCUGCCGUUCUGCACCGCAGAGUCAGCUUCCAGUUAUGCAGGAUCAACCGUCGUUGAUUCUUAUCCUCCCCCCGGUGCCACCAACACUGCUAUCGACGCUUACUUCCCGGAUGCAUCUCAAGUCGGUUACGCAGGUCCAACGCCUACUGGUGCUGAACCUGCGGCCAUUGUCACUGCUAUCCCGUUCUCCAAGGUCGAAUACGUAUUUCCCUUGUCGAGGCCCAAUUCGGCAGACGGUGCAAACAAUACUUUCAAUGUGAUGCGUCACUGGGGCAACUUGUCGCCCUUCUACUCUGUGGAGUCGUUUGGUCUUCCUGGUGCAUCCCCUGUCAUCCCGGAAGGGUGUGGUAUCAACGCAGUGCAUCUCUUGAUGCGCCAUGGCGCCCGCUAUCCAACCACUGGCUCCGGAGUUUCUCAAUUGGCCUCUGAUAUUCAUGCUGCUGCAUCGAAAGAAGGCCUCAGUGUCACUGGUGAUUUGGAAUUCUUGGCAACCUGGACAUAUAAGUUGGGCGCGGAGACCUUGACGCCUUUCGGCCGCAACUCGCUCUUCAGCAAUGGGGUUGCCUUCCGCUACAGAUAUGGCGAGUUGCUUAAUGCCUUCACGGACCUCCCAGUAUUCCGUACUACUUCUGAAGAUCGCAUGGUAGAUUCUGCCCUGAACUUUGCUGCAGGCUUCUUUGGGGUCAGAACUUACGAGACCGACUAUCAUCAGGAGAUUAUCAUCGAGGAGAACAACUUCAACAACACCCUCGCUCCUUAUGAUGUGUGCCCCAACGCCAAUACGGAGGAUGUUGGUUACCUCGGUGAUAUUCAGGCUAGUAAAUGGGCGAAUAUCUAUCUCAAAGAUGCUCGAAAGCGCUUGCAACCAAUGAUCCAAGGAUUUAAUUUGACCAUCUCACAAUUGGUUAAUAUGCAGGAAAUGUGCGCCUAUGAGACCGUGGCCCUCGGGUAUUCCAAGUUUUGCGACCUUUUCACUGAGAAAGAAUGGGAAGGAUACGAAUAUUACAAUGCUUUCUGGUACAGCGACGGACCGGGUAAUCCAGCAGCAGCAGCGCAGGGCCUUGGCUAUGUUCAAGAACUAGUCUCACGUCUCACUCAUACUCCCAUCAGUGUCUGGAACAGCAGCACCAACAGCACUCUUGACUCGAGCAACAUCACAUUCCCUCUUAAUCAACCUAUAUAUGUUGACGCUAGCCACGACGUGAUCAUUUCCACUAUCACCACUGCUCUGAACUUCACCAGUCUAGCUACAACUGGUCCUCUGCCAACCGACCAUAUACCCCCUCAUCGUUCUUACAUUGUUAGCCAGAUUGCACCUUUCGCCUGUCAGCUUGUAGCGCAGGUGCUCAGUUGCCCAGCCUCAGAGGAGCCAACUCAUAUCCGGUUCCUUCUGAACGAUGGUGUGAUGCCACUGACGGGGAUCCAUGGUUGCACGGAAGAUUCGAACGGUCUCUGCGCGCUGCCCAGCUUCAUCAGCGGGAUGCAUGAACGAAUUGGGGAGAUCAACUAUGCGCAUGAUUGCUUCGCCAAUUAUACCGUGCCCAAUCCCGACAACAUAAUCGAUGGAAGAUACCCUAGUUAAAAGGACGAUUGAGUAUCACCUUUUGGAUAAUGAACGUUGACCUCUA
Messenger RNA from Suillus subalutaceus, 1681 nucleotides. Its product is annotated as histidine phosphatase superfamily. The transcript has 11 exons. Bases 28 to 1635 code for a protein of 535 amino acids. NCBI's taxonomy places the organism in Eukaryota, Fungi, Basidiomycota, Agaricomycetes, Boletales, Suillaceae. The record is from RefSeq and is a predicted model, not a curated record. Gene Ontology annotation, molecular function: acid phosphatase activity.